Molecule: messenger RNA, 5934 nt
Organism: Rhizoctonia solani
Lineage: Eukaryota; Fungi; Basidiomycota; Agaricomycetes; Cantharellales; Ceratobasidiaceae
Product: HEAT repeat protein
Exons: 18
Coding region: 1-5934 (1977 amino acids)
Biological process (GO): intracellular protein localization; endocytosis; retrograde transport, endosome to Golgi
Cellular component (GO): endocytic vesicle; Golgi apparatus; membrane
Source: RefSeq, a predicted model, not a curated record
AUGUCAGAAAGUGACCUUGUAUUAGACGAGACAAAACUCUCCGCCGAGAAUGGAGAUAUAUAUCUAUUCCAAUGGCUAUGUGCAACAGAGAAAACACUCAAUAAUAUGUCGGUGGAAGAGCUUAAAGCGGCCCAGUCCACCACAGAAGCAACCCUCCUCAAGUGCAUCAAUGUGACAUCGCCCUUUCCCGCCCCUGGCCGACCGAUACGGUCUUUGGUCGCACGAUGCUUUCUCAUCAUAUACUCCCGAGGAGAAACACUGACGAUGUAUGAUACCGUACAGGCAUGCUUAAAAGUGGCCGGAGACUCGAAGUUAUCUGAGAAAGAUGGACGACUGGCAGCCCUUUACGUCCUCGGAGAGAUUAUGGCCGCCCAUGGAUCUCAGUUAAUGUCAUUCGCUAUGGAAGUCGCCUUGAUUACAACGCGCGCACUUAAAUCAUCCAGCAAUAGUCUACUACUUAGAACACACGGUCUUCGUGCCGUGGCAAGAGUUAUACCAACUGCGGGUAAAGCCCUCACGGAUGCCGCUACCAAAGACCUCAUGAAGCAACUCAAGUCUUGUCUAACGGAUAAAUCUAUGGUCCUGCAGAGAGAGGCCGCCGAGGUUCUGCUCGCACUGCACGCGCAUCUCAAUCAACUCCGCUCCCCUCCAGAGAUCGAGCAGAUCCUCGGUCUAUGCGUCAAAUCAUUCGAUACUUCAGAUAAGCCCACCAGAAGAGCUCUUUCUCGGUUGAUUGGAUCCCUCCUUUCGUCUACCCAAAAUCCGAUCGCCCGGCCACCCGAGCCUACGAAGAAAAGUGGCCAAAAGAAGGAUCAAUCUGGGAGCGAUGACGAUACACCAUCUCACGCUACUACAACAAACCAGGUAGAAGUACUCUCAGCCGAUACUAUGCUCGGUCUUCUUGCGACGCAGUUCCAUAAACCUUCUACUCAUCGAAGGGCGCGUGUAGGGAUUGCCGAAUGCUAUUCUGCACUAUUCGUCACACUUGGUCGUACCUGGGUAGAAAGUCAUUAUUCUUUGAUCGCUUCUCAUCUCCUUAAAUUAUUGGAUCACCCGCGCCUGAGAACGGCGGGCGCGAUCAUGCCCGCUAAUCAUGUGCGAUACGAACGACUCUUGGCCCGUCAGAUCGUCGGCGCACUAUUACGACAGCGUACUCUAUCCGAACGUGGACAAAUUGCAGCUGUCAGAAUACUAUCAGCCGACUACCUCACCAAAUGGCCGGCUGUAAUGCCCGGAAGUAUUGCACCCACCCCAGACGUAUUAGUAGCCUGCCUCAGGGAAAUCGCUGCCUUGCUGGAUCAGCUAGGGAACGCGCCUCCACCUGUUCAAGAAGCUCUAGCAGACCCGUUGGUUGCAUUAUCCGCUCACCCGCGCCACUCUGUACAAGUCGCUGCUGCCUGGACCCUUCGUGCUUUUUGCAAUGCUGCACCAAACCGUCUUGCCCCGACCGUGACUAACGUUUUGGAGCAAUUGCAGAAAGACGUAUCCGGCCUCGGCAAUCCUGCUGCUCCAGCUGACCUCGGACGACGAGCUGUAGGGAAGGCCAAAGCACUUGCCGCCCUUUUGGCCUUGGCCCCGACCCGACCACUUUAUGUAUCAGGCGAACUUGCAGCCAAGGUACUGGAUUGCGCUGUGUCCAUGCUGAAAAAAUCCGGGGAACAUGCCGUGCAUAUUGCGAGCGUCGAAGUGGAAUGUGCUUGGGGACUCAUCAGCGCUCUCACGUCACUUGGUGGAGUAUUUGUCCGUGGACAUCUAGCUAGUUUAUUGGCGCUCUGGCGUAAUGCGAUACCCAAAGUCAGCGCACGCGACUCUGCAAACAGUGGCCGUAGUGUGGAAGAAUGGGGGUUCUUACUUCAUGUCAGAGGCUCUGCCGUCGGCGCACUCGCCGCGUUCUUGGAAUCAUGCGGUCCGCACGUUGCUACCGCCGGUGGGCUGGUAACACUUGAUGUAGGAAGGCGAUUGACUACCCUCUUGAGUAAUGCUCUGGCUUUUGCUAGUGCGGCGACCACGUAUUUUGCAUCUUUAGAAAUGGAGAACCAGGGAACUGCUGCCAUCGGUGGAAUCGGCCUUAGUCUACGUGAUUUGGAGAGUAACCUUCGCACCCGGGCCCUUAUAUGCUUCUCUCUUCUUGGAUUUGCCGCUUUAUCGGACUCGGCCCAGGCGGAUCUCAUCAAAAGUACCAUAAGCAUAUUCGCAGGUCCAGGCGUAGGAAACAGUAUGCAAGCCGCGAUUGCAACCGCUGCUGGGUUGUCGCUCAGCGAAAGUGCCGAUGGCUAUACAUGGGGCCUAUCAAGCCUAGCCGCAGAAACGGAAGAAAAAAAUAUAGAUCGGGAUAGUGUUGAAGAAGAGCUUAAUAGACUGCUCACACAACCGAUUGUGGGAUCUUUAGAACACAAUCCUCUCAUGCUUUCUUCUGCUAUGGCUCGAGGAGCGACCUGGCCUCAGCCUCCUCCUCCAGCUACAGCCAUUGUCGACGCAGCAAUUAUCUUAUUCGCAUCGCUUUUGCCUACACAAGAACAUUCCAGUGUAUACAGCAACGUGCAGUUUCUUAUCGAAUCAUGUCGCUCUCCCAAGUUGGACCGAAAUGCAGGGCGCAAAGCGGCUGUCCUUGUCAACACCGCUGUAGCGCUCACUCGAACUCUUCGUAUUGCAACAGAAACAGGGGGGAGAAAAGCCCGAGAUAAUAUUGGAAAUCCAACAGUAGUUGCCCCACUCAGUGAGCUUCUGCAGGGUGCUAUACUAAGCUCAGAUCAUGUCCUACGAAUUGCAGCGAGCGAGGCACUCGGUCGAUUGGCCGCACUUGGAAGCACGAAUUUUCUCACUUCUCAAGUCAAAUAUUUAGUGGACCAAGUAGUCAUUAACAGAGAUCCAGAUGGGCGAGCUGGAUGUGCACUAGCAUUUGGCGCCAUUUACAGCCACGUCGGAGGGCUUGCUGCAGGCCCUUUACUGAAGACUACAGUGAACGUCUUGAUGUCUCUUGGAAAUGACCCCCACCCUGUAGUUCACUAUUAUUCCCUCAAAGGACUCGCCCAGGUUAUUGAUGCGGCGAGUCUGUCAUAUUCGCCGCAUAUAGCCAGCACGCUGGGCUCUCUUUGUACUAUCUACCUGCGCGACACCCACGACCCUGCUGGUGGUAGUGCUCACACAUCGAAUCUUGCCGGGGAUCUGCCUGCAUACGAGGUGAUAUGUCAAAUAAUCGACGCAUUGAUUGGCGUACUGGGUCCAGAACUACAAGAGCCUUCUCGAACCCAGUCACUUGUUCUCGAUCUAGUACACGAAUUUUCAGAAGAACGUGAUGAAGGAAUUGCCGUGGAAGCCAUAAAAUGUAGCCAGCAUGUCUUGAUGUUUGCCUCAGGCUUUGUGGACACGCCUGCUUUAGUUGACCGACUGCGCGCAAAUCUGGUGAGCACUCGACGACCUUUGAAGCUUGCCGCCAUCAAUGGACUCUAUCAACUGGUACAAAAAGAUGCCUUGCUUAUGUCAAAGGUUGGCGGAGACAAACUUGUUGAAGACUUGUUCGGUAUGCUUGACGAUGACCCGACUAUCGAUGGAGUUAGAGAUGUGAUCCUCAGUUGGCUUCACCAAACUGUUACUUUGAACCCUUCCGCGUGGAUAGACCUCUGCCAGAGGAUCAUGGCCCGAACGACUGCGUCUCAACAAGUGGCGACGAGAACGACUGUUGGGUUACGUGACGAGGAGAGCGAAGGUCUAGGGGCGGCGAUGGGGCUGGAAGGAGAAGCCGCAUCCGAAUCAAGCAUUUUAACCUCACGCUGGCGCACACAACUAUUCGCACUGCAAUGCCUCCAUGAUAUAUGUAACUUGAUUGCGAGAUCAGGGCGACGAGAACAUGUCGAUAUUCCGUUUGCCAAGCUACAUGGAAUUCCGACCAACCAUUUGCUGAUCACUCGAGUACCAGAUCUGAUAAAAAUGGCCUUUACCGCGUCAGCGGCCUAUGUGACCGAAAUCCGUAUGGAAGGUUUAGUUGUAUUGAAAGAUGUCAUACAGAUGUUUUCUAAGUCACCCGACCCCGACUACGAAGAAUCGCUGUUACUCGAACAACAUCAGGCACCCAUCACUGCCGCAUUGACACCAGCAUUUUCUAGCGAUUCAACGCCAGACGUCCUCGCUUCAGCUAUUCAGUGCAUCAAUUUAGAGCCAGGCUUGCUGUCGAUAGGGGAUGUUCAGCAACUUGGACCUAAUGCCUCAGUAAUGCUACGCGUAUCAACACUGACUGCUUGGGCCGAGCUUGAAAUCGCCAGUGCAAGAGAAGAAUAUCUUCAGGCAGUGUUGAAGCCGUACCGAGGAACAUUGGCCUUGCUUUGGGUCUCAGCCUUACGCGAUUAUGCUAGCAUUCGAGCCGACUCCGAAGUCCAACAGGAUGGCGUGGCUGGAAUGGAUUCAGCUUAUACUGGACUGGGUCGUGAAACAUUGCUUCCUUACUAUUCCGAGUCAUGGUCCAAGAUACUAGCCGCGGUUGGUUGCGAAAUGAAGGCCGGAGACCCCCAUAUACUGCAAGCCAUGGAUGGGAUUGAUCCGGCGACAACUACAAUCAAUACCAGCAAAGUAACACGCAAGGAUCCUACUGGGUGUUUCUUUGUGAUUUUGGGUUUGGUCUAUGAAGCCCUUUCAAACGCGUCCUCUGAUAGUACCGCUACUUCGGAAACGAAGGCUACUGCCCUAACUGCGAUACAAGUGUUAGCUUAUCUAGUACGCCCAGAAUAUGCUGGCCAAGCAAUACUGGAUCAGCCAAUUUUCGAUGAACUUGUUGCACUAUGGUACCGCAUGACGAUGACGGAACCUUGGUCGAUUCAGACGUAUUUAGUUGGCAUGAUUGCAUCGCUCGCUAAGAGUCAACAUGCUACCGUUAGGCAAGGAAGUGCAAAUGGAAUUGAGUUGAUGGGUUCCGAGACGCCGAUUGCUCAAUGUUUGAAAGCUUGUGUCAUGAUCAUCAAGAACGCUAUCCCUUCACCUCAAGCACAAUCAAACAAUAUACCACAAAAUCCAGCGGAUCGAAUUCUUCUUUUGAUUAGUGCUUUCCAAGCUUUGAUGGCCAUUGGGGAAGUGGCAGGCCCUGCGACCCUUCCCAGCGUUCGGGCUCUAGCGAUUUCCAUUUAUUCAGAUUUAUUGAAAGACGAAUACUCGGAGAUUGAUUUAGUUGGGCCAACCCUCCAGUCAUUGAGAGGAAUGUUGCUUUCGGAUUCUAAAGACGUGCAAAAGGAGCCUGCGUACUCAAAGGUUGUCCACGGUUUACUUUCGGCAUGCCUUCAAAAUGUGGAUGAUAUGAGCGGACGCAUGGGCAAAGCCUCGGUCCUCAAAACGAAAAAUAACUUGCUGGCCGCGGUGUUGAUUUUGACCGUGACGCCGGCUGAGGUCAAGUUGAGUCGAGCCGCGGUCGAACACUGUUGCUUCCUAAUUUCACAGAAGCUUAACGAACCUGUUGAGAUAUCACUAGCCGCGGCUCAAUGUCUCAAAACCCUUGUCACCGUCUCUCAAAGUAAUCCCUUGCUUCAGUACGUGGCGUCUAUGCUAUUCCCUGGAGCAAUAUCUUUUGUCGUAAAUUGUACUGGAGAAGACGAAACCGGCCAAGUAGAUUGCCUACCUACUCUAGAGGAGAUAUUCCGUGCUUUUACUUCGUUUUUCUCCCAUGUUUCGGAAGAUAAUCGGCCCCGCGUUUUAGGAGCGCUUAUGCCACCAAUUACUUGCCUGUUACAGGCUGGCGAGGAUAAAGAUGGAAACCUGCAUAGGGCCGCGGUUUCACAGCUUCUCACGUUUGCGUCAACUGCACCUACAGCUUUCAAAGAAGCCGCUGGUCUAAUGAAGCAAGAGCAGCGGGAAACAAUGGAGGCGUCCAUUCGGCAGGCAGUAGUGGAACAGAGUAAAGGAAACGUGCAGGCUGCGACUAGCAAGCCUUCGAUUGCGCUACGAUCCUUCUAG